Cylindrotheca closterium is the source of this 1977-nucleotide messenger RNA. Lineage: Eukaryota; Bacillariophyta; Bacillariophyceae; Bacillariales; Bacillariaceae. The record is from the annotation of a GenBank genome assembly.
AUGACAGAAAAGAAAUUUUCUCAUUCUCCCUACUCAACGGUAGAAAACUGGGAUCAGCGGAAGAAAGUUUGGAAGUCGCUGUCACUAUUGUCUAGUGAUACUAUUACACUUCAGGAGGCGAGUAUUAUCAACGUACAGUCGAUGCUCAAGAUCGCUUUUGAUGCCGCCAGCGAUACAAGUCAACAUCAUUUUAUUCAAUACAUGCAGGAGUGGCAAACUUCGUUGGAAGUCCUGCAAAGUGAGAUGAAAGAAGUUCAGAUUGCAAUAGAAGGAGUGAAGAUGGAGCAGGAAGAACUGAAGAUAGAGAAAGGAAAACUACACAACGAAGAAGCAAAUCAUAAUGAAGAAUCAGGAAAACUACACAACGAAGAAGCAAAUCAUAAUGAAGAAUCGGCAAGCAUUGAGAAUUGUAACGAUGAAGCUUCUGAAACUGGUAGCUUGAGUCAAAAGCGCAAACUAAUAGAGCUCACGAGACAGGUGAUGGAAGAAAAGAAAGGAAGGUUGGAAGAAAAGAAAGGAAGGUUGGAAGAAAAGAAAGGAAAGUUGGAAGAAAAGAAAGGAAGGUUGAUCUUAGAAGCGGAUGGAACCAUCUCGGCAAUCUCUUCUUCUCAUCAAAAUGUUCAAACACUCCUCAAUUGGCAUGCCACCCUGGGCAACGAAACGAAAUCGAAAUCAACGCAAAAGAGUUCCACAAAUAAAUAUGACUCUCGUGGGAUUACAGAGGCUAAGAAACAAACAAGUCUUUUCUCCGCGGAGCUUCAUCAACUGCUGAGUUUGGAACCACCGUCGGCUCCUGGUACCGACGAAGCCGCUAGUAAUGCUGGCGAUGACCUUCAAAUGAAUCAUGUGAACAAGAUUGUAACAACAAUCCUUGACUCUAAGUUUCUCAAUGACGGUGUAGGCUCAAGUUUCCAAAAGCUGGAGAUCCGGCAUUUGAAGGAGACUACUGUUGCACAGCCUAUACUUCAUGCCCUCAUGUAUCGUGUGCUCGACAUUGUUGGUCUGCGUAGCCUUUAUGUGUCCAAAGAGCAGAGAACACGAGGUCAAAAUGGAGGAGAAAGCGACCGUAUUAUGGAUUUCUUGGUCCAUGAGAUUCGAGAGCACAUAUUAUUCGCCCUUCCAAGCAUGAUUGAAGGCAUUGUCGAAGUGAAGAAGUGUGGGAAAGAUGACUCCGAGGACGAGAAGUUGAUUGACCUUGCGGUGAAGCAAAUAGUUGGAAACUUUGCAAAGCGGCUUCGAGUUGAGUUCAAUUUUCUAGGAAUUGGUGCGGAUUGCGAACUCUACGGAGUUGCCAUGUCCUUGUCCAAAAUCUCUAUCGUCAAGGCAUCGCUGCAAAACGUAGGAACGGACCAAGUUGGGAUUUCAUGGAGCAAGACUACGCCAGUGGGUUUAUUGUCCGAAGACGGUCUUGAACUACUAGCACUUGCGCUAAGCGCCAGCUACACACUGUCCCAAGUGAAACAUGACAUUGCCACCCUAGAAGCGAAAAAAGUAAACGGACGCGGAAGGAAUGAUGAAAUUACCCAAAUAUGUAUCAAGGAGUGCUUGGGAUUUGGAGCUUUUGGCAUUGUGUACAAAGUUCUGAAGGGGGAAGCUUUCUUUGGUGCCGGUACUGGUACUGACACUGACACUGACCACGCACAUCAGCACCAGUCCAGGUAUUUUCUAAAGAUCCCAUCGUGCCAUGGGGCAUCUGUUUCGCUGAAAGACGAAGCAGAAACCUUGAGUCGGCUGAAUGAAUCGAAUAAGGGAAAAGGAAAAGUUCCCCAUAUUCCUUCGUGCAUGGCAGAGGAAAUCUUCGAUAUCAAUUUUAAUGGCUUUGUAGGUGAGACUUCUGGCCUACUUCUCAAUGGAAUGAUUGGUAAGCCUACAAACUCCGUGAAUUGGAAGUUGCCCCCCUACGACAAGGGGCUCCUGGAGUCGGUCAUGAGAAAGGUACACGCUACCCUAACGGCUGCACAUGAAAGUCACGGAUGA